AUAUAGAUAUUUAUUGUAAAACAAUUGCACCGAUUGGUAUUCAAUGUAUUGUUUUUUGUAAAUUGCCUGGGUUUAAGGAUAUAGCACCGUGAAGCGCCAUAUUUCAAAGCUGAGGUCGGUCGUAACUCGCUCAGGUUCACAUUAGACGUUGUUUAACCGCUGAUGUUUUAAAAAGAACUCAUUUAUAUGAAGGUAUUGAGUGGAGAAUAAAAGUAAUAUAUUGUUUAACCUUAUUGUGAUAAGCAAGGGCGUCAAUGGAUUUAUGGAUUUAAAUUAGAGGGAAACAAAUUGGCAAUUCAAGGACAGGUCAAUUCAGUAACCAAAAUGUCAGACAGUUCAUCAGCAACGAUAGCAGAUAGCACAUUGAAGGACUCACAGUCAUCAUCGCAGAUGUAUCAGAGCUCCUUGGCUAUGACUGAAAAAGUGCUCGGAGAGCAGGAAUAUGAAACACAAUUCUUUGGUUUUACCCCGAAGUCCUUUACUGAUGGAGUUUAUAAUGCUGUGAAUGAAUACCUCACAGACUGUCUGGAAGUGGUAGAGAAAUACAUCAUUCAAGAGUUCAGUGCCGUCAUCCCAGCAGAAACAGUGAGAGAAUGUACACAGCAGUUGCUGCCUGUGUUUGUGAAGACUUUUGACAAAGCAUUUGAUAAGUUAGAGAAUUAUCUUCUCUGUAACAUAUUUCACAUUCCCAACAAUGUGUUACUUCCCGAAGAUAAGCCCCAAGAGUUUCAGUACACAGAGCUGGAGCAGGAAGAGAUCGACAGGGACCUGGAGACACUGAGACAGAAGAUCAGAAAUGCCAAGUAUGUAAAUGCCUGUUUGGAGCAGGAGUUGAAGGACAUAGCCACAGUUCAGGAACAGUACGACAAGAUGCUGACUCUGCUGGAAAGGCUGGAAAAGACAACUAUGUCUGCAGGAGUCCCUGACUUGAAGGAAAGUUUGGUAUUCACUUGUGACAAGGUUCGGGCACUGAACACGAGAAUACAGGAACUAAAACCGCUUUCGCCACCACGCUUUAAGCUUCACCAUGAUGACACGUCCAUGAGCAAAAUGAACAAAAGACUUCGGAAAAGUUAGCGCAGGACGGAGACAUCCAGUCCAAAAUUUUGAUUCACAAAUCUGUAUACAAAAGGAAAUGUAAUCAACUUUUACAACUGAACAACAUUCAUAAAGAUUUUCACUAGAAAGCUGGAGAUAACAUGUGGAAAAAACUUGAGAUAUUGCAUGUAAAAGUUGGUUCAGAUGGUCCAUUGAAGAUAAGGUCUAAUGUGUAUUUAUUUAUUAUGUGUAGUAAAUAUAGUUAACAUUGGGGAUUGACUGCCAAAUGGACAACAUGAAAAACAUUACGUCCCUUUUACUACAACAAAAUGGCCUCCAAAAGUAUGGUUCUU
Messenger RNA from Lingula anatina, 1391 nucleotides. RefSeq names its product protein MIS12 homolog. The record is from RefSeq and is a predicted model, not a curated record. NCBI's taxonomy places the organism in Eukaryota, Metazoa, Brachiopoda, Lingulata, Lingulida, Lingulidae. Gene Ontology annotation, cellular component: nucleus; MIS12/MIND type complex; chromosome, centromeric region. Gene Ontology annotation, biological process: kinetochore assembly; mitotic cell cycle; mitotic sister chromatid segregation.